Striga asiatica is the source of this 447-nucleotide messenger RNA. Lineage: Eukaryota; Viridiplantae; Streptophyta; Magnoliopsida; Lamiales; Orobanchaceae. The record is from the annotation of a GenBank genome assembly.
AUGGUCCGUCAAAUCCGGAUUAAAAAGGAUUAUUACUCGAUUUUAGGCCUGGAAAAUAAUUGCACCGUGGAUGAAAUCGGGAAGGCAUACAGAAAGUUGUCCCUAAAAAUCCAUCCAGACAAGAACAAGGCCCCCGACUUUGAGGAGGCUUUGUGUAUAUAUUCUUCAAUUUCUAAGUUAGGUGUGAAGAAGACAUCGCCUCCCACUCAUGAUUUAUACUCCACCGCACAAGAUCCGGAAAAAGUUCAGGAAUCAGAUGAGUCAUUUCUUGUGUUCUGUGUGAAGGUUACACCAUCAUGGCUUGUUGAUAAGUCAUUGAACACGCGGCACGCGUCUGAGGGGUCAGUUGCAUUCAAGAAGCUUUAUAUGACCGAUGUUGAAAUCGGGACUUCGACCAUUAGCGAUAGGUGUCGAUAUGAAACUGAGGAGCAUGGAGUGCCGAUGUAA